This is a messenger RNA of Capsicum annuum, 876 nucleotides long. RefSeq lists its product as uncharacterized. Bases 1 to 876 code for a protein of 291 amino acids. The record is from RefSeq and is a predicted model, not a curated record. The transcript has 4 exons. Lineage: Eukaryota; Viridiplantae; Streptophyta; Magnoliopsida; Solanales; Solanaceae.
AUGGAUGAACUUCGACAAGCUCAAGUAGAAAAGGUUCAAGAGGCCCUAGAUAUAGACGAGAUUGAAACGGAUAAGGGCUUGAAUCAAGAACUUGGUCUUGCUAGAGCUGCUAAUACUCAAAAAGCUAGGGCAAUAGGAUAUCUCAGAACUUGUCAAACGUUUGAGGUUGCUUUCAUAUUGCACUUAAUGAGAGAUAUUUUAGCAAUCACAAAUGAGCUUAAUGAAUCCUUACAGAAGAAAGAACAAGAUAUUGCAAAUAUUGUUCUAUUUGUUAAAGUGGUGAAAAAACGAUUGCAAGAUUUACGGGAUGAAGGAUGGGAUCCACUUAUCAAAAAUGUGUCUAAAUUUUGUGUCAGUGAGGUGAGAACGGAUUUACUUAUUGGGGUUGCUUGCUUGAAUCCUGUUGACUCAUUUUUUAAUUUCGAAAUAAAAAAAAUAUUGAGAAUGGCUGAAUUAUAUCCUAAUGAUUUUGGUGAAAAUAUAAUGGUUACUCUCAAGAAUCAGAUAGAGACUUAUAUUGUUGAUAUUCAUGAUGUUGAUGAAAGGUUUUCUAAUCUAAAAGGACUUGGUGACCUUUCCGAGGAGCUAGUUAAGACAAAAAAAUACUUUAAUUAUCCUCUUGUGUUUCGUCUUGUAAAGUUUGCAUUGCUCCUGCUGGUUGCCACUGCUGCAGUUGAAAGAGUCUUUUUGGCAAUGAAGUUGAUCAAGAGUGAAUUGAGAAAUCGAAUGGAUGAUGGUUUCAUGAGCAGUCGUAUGCGUAAAGAGAGAGAAACAAAAUCCAUAAACCAUUACAACACAAACGAUUCCGUCACCGCCACCGCCGGCGCCGCUGCAAUGCUGCCGGAGAUUCCUCCAGCACCACCGCCUUUACAGUAA